Aphanomyces invadans is the source of this 2779-nucleotide messenger RNA. RefSeq lists its product as hypothetical. Gene Ontology annotation, cellular component: plasma membrane. The transcript has a single exon. Bases 59 to 2689 code for a protein of 876 amino acids. The record is from RefSeq and is a predicted model, not a curated record. NCBI's taxonomy places the organism in Eukaryota, Oomycota, Saprolegniomycetes, Saprolegniales, Verrucalvaceae. Gene Ontology annotation, molecular function: oxidoreductase activity; calcium ion binding.
CGAGUCGCCGCCAGCCGGGCCUAACAUUGCAAGAUCUUCCUGCUACGCGGCGACGGACAUGCACACUAGGCAGCCCGUGAACGCUGCAGUGCUUGCGGAGAGGCGGAAGUGCAACAACCUGUCCUUUAUCAAUGAAGGAGAAGUUAAGGAACCCACGCAUUACAACGCGCGCACACCACAGGCUGGACGCUCCAACGACGACGCGAUCAUCGACGUUGCCGAGUUCAAUGAGACAGUCACACCGCAGACCCCACGACUGCUCUUGCCGACGAGUCCGUCGGCAAACCCAUCGGGCGCCCGCAUCAGUAGUCUGGUCAAGUCCGAACGUGCCUCUCGUGUCUCUAUGGUCUUGCAGUCCACGGCCGUGUACCAGCGCUUGUCCAUGGCGGUGGGAGUGCAGCCGUCGCUUGACGGCAUGUUGUCUGAAAGCGCGCGCACGCCUGUCCUAUGUGACGAGAAGCCCAGCUGUAUGUAUUCUUUCGAUUCCAACGCAUCUGCGAUGGACACGCGGCGGCACGCUGGCGGUGCUCCGUCCAACAUUCUCGGCAGCAUGCGCGACGUCGACACAGUGCGGGGCAUGAGCCUUUCGAUGGCCAAGCUUCACGCACUCCGCGAUCUGCUAGGCAGCAUCACAGACGUCAACGGACACAUCGACCGCGCCACGUUCUCGCACACGUUUGACAUUGCCGACCCGUCGGCGUUUGUCUGCUCUGCCAACCCCAACCAAAUCAACGCGAAGGCGCUCCUCGUGGAAACGUGCGUCGAAUUAGACAUCGACGACGAGGAGAAACUCGCGUUCAUUUUCGACUCGAUCGACCAAGACAAGAGCAUGUACGUCACGGCCGCGCAGGUGGCAGACUUGUUAGCGGCCAACUUUGCGUCGUUCAAGCUCGUCGCGGUGGGGACGAGUUUCAAGGACAUGGCAGACACGCUGUUUGCCAAGGUGGGCGUCGCGGACGACCGAAUGACGUACAAGGUAUUUCGCGAAGUGUUUGGACCAUUCCUGGCGACAGCGUACGACGAGCACGACGACGGAAGCGACGCCUCGUUCGUGGAACAGCACGUAGACGGCCACGAGCCCGAGAUUAAGUCCAAGAUAUUGGUGCUCUACGAGCGCCACCACUUGCGCAUCCUGUGGCUGCUGCUGUACUUUCAACUGAACGCGAUCGUGUUUUUGUUCAAGUGGCACCAGUACCCUGUCGACCCUGCUCUCGGGUACGGCCUCAAGGUUGCCCGCGCUUGUGCGCAGGUGUGCAUGCUCAACUUUGUCAUUGUUCUCCUUCCCAUGUGUCGGUCUAUCGUCCAAGUCAUGAAGCGCAGCGUCCUUUUGUGGCACAUGAUCCCAUUUGACGACCAUAUCGAGUUCCACAAGAUCGUCGGGACGACGCUCCUCACGGCAGGGCUCGUCCACACCGGUGCGCACGUGUCCAACAUGCUCCAUCUGUACUGUCUCGCGACACCGGCACAGAUCCGCGCGUCCAUCUUCGUCACGCACAACGUGAGCAUGUUUGCCAGCGGAACGACGCCGCCGUUCACCGACAUGGUGUCGUCGGUGCCGGUGUGGACCGGCGUCAUUCUCCUCGUGAUCACGUGUAUUUCGUUCCCGUUGGCGGCCAUUCCCAAGUUCCGCCAAGGCAAGUUCAACUUGUUUUGGUACAGCCACAUGCUGUUCUUUCCAUUUCUGUUGGUGGGGUGUUUGCACGGCCUGGCGGGGUGGCUCGCGACACCGACGUCGUUUUUCUGGAUUGCUCCGCCGCUCGCGCUGUACUUGCUGGAGCGGCGCCUCCGCUACGCCAAGGUGUUUACGACGCCGCUUCAGAUCGUCCGCGCGCGCAUGUUGGACGGCGUGGUCGCGCUGUACAUUGAAAAGCCCAAGCGAUUUCACUACCGUCCUGGCAUGUACUUGUAUCUGAACGUGCCGAAAUUGUCGAGCCACGAAUGGCACCCGUUCACAAUCUCGUCGGCACCGGGCGACCAGUACUUGAGUGUUCACAUUCGGAAUUCCGGGGACUGGACCAAUGCCCUCCACGACUUGAUCCAUCGAGUGCACCGGGGCGAAGUCGCGUACCCUUCCGUGUUCAUCGACGGGCCGGUGGGAGCGCCGACGCAAGACUACCAUCGGUUCAAGACGAUCGUCAUGAUUGGCGGCGGCAUUGGGGUUACCCCGUUCGCCUCGAUUCUCAAGGACGUUGUCCACUUGUGGGACGAGUAUCGGUGCUUGAACUGCCAGCACGUCCGCCACCCGCGAUCGUUCCGCAUUCAAAAAAUGUACUUUCACUGGGUCACGCGGGGCCAAGAGUCGCUCGGAUGGUUUCAACACACGAUGAAUCAAAUCGCCGACAUGGACAAGGACAACGUGAUCGAAGUCCACCAGUAUUUGAGCACGGUCAAGUCGACGGACAAGUCGUUUCCCCAGCUCAAGAUGAUCCAGGCCGUGGUCCAUGACGCGACUGGCCGCGACGUGGUUUCCGGAUUGAUCAAUUCGAAACAAAUGACGCACUUUGGCCGGCCCAACUGGGACGCUGUGUUCCACAACUUGACACGAAAGCAUCGCGGCGAGGAAGUCGGCGUGUUCUUCUGCGGCCCCCACGCUCUCGACAAGGUUCUCCAGGAAAUGUGCCUCAAGUACUCGUCGGAACCCGAUACCGGCGGUGUCUAUUUCGACUAUCACUCGGAAAAGUUUGCGUGAAAGCACCCGCCGCUUAUACGAAUGCCUUUGGGCAUGUCGCGACGUAGUGUACAUAAUUUAUUCCCAUCUGAAUGUUACAUCCAUUUUUGG